AGCGAGCGCGCGUCGGGAAAUCUGUAUCGUUCGAAUAAAAAAAAGUGGCGUUUCGUGUUUUCCGCGCGGGCAGGGCGGUGUUGGAAACUUCCGUCUCCCUUUCUAAUUUUGGCAAAAGAAGAAGUAAUGCAAGUUUUGGUAGACUUUUGAACUCGGGCGGGGAGGUCAAAGGUCGGAAUCAAAAUGGCCGCCCUGGCGGACGGCGGUUUGAGACGGCGCGAGGGGGGAGCGGAGGGGCGGUGACGACAGGGCGCGAGAGCUGGCCCAGGCGCGAGCUCGAGCAACCGCCGCCUCUCACCCACCACCAGCACCCCCCCUCGUCCCCACCGCCGUCACCCCUCAUCCCCCCCUCUUCGAGACUCGGAGCAAUGAGAAGCAACGGCGAGUCGUAUCUCGUUUAACCCAGAGUGAGCGCGGCCCAGCUAGACAUGAACAGGAAGAAGGGAGACAAGGGGUUCGAGAGCCCGAGGCCCUAUAAAUUAACUCACCAGGUGGUCUGCAUAAAUAAUAUAAACUUCCAGAGAAAGUCUGUUAUAGGAUUUGUGGAGUUGACCAUAUUCCCAUCACUUGCUAACCUCAAUAGAAUAAAACUGAACAGCAAGCAAUGCCGGAUUUACAGAGUAAGAGUAAAUGAUUUGGAAGCUGCAUUUAUUUACAAUGAUCCAACUUUAGAAGUCUGCCACCAUGAAUCAAAGCAGCGGAAUCUUAAUUAUUUUUCCAAUGCCUACGCGGCAGCAGUCAGCGCAGUUGACCCAGACACAGGAAAUGGAGAGCUGUGCAUCAAAGUCCCAUCUGAACUAUGGAAACAUGUUGAUGAGAUGAAAGUUUUGAAGGUAUAUAUCGAAUUUUCCUUGGACCAGCCAAAAGGAGGGCUUCAUUUUGUUGUGCCCAAUAUGGAAGGUAGCAUGGCUGAGCGAGGUGCACAUGUCUUUUCCUUUGGUUAUGAAAACUCUACAAGAUUUUGGUUUCCUUGUGUUGAUUCUUAUUCUGAGCUUUGCACUUGGAAAUUGGAGUUCACGGUCGAUGCUGCCAUGGUGGCAGUUUCCAAUGGAGAUUUGGUGGAAUCUGUUUAUACCAAUGACAUGAGAAAAAAAACUUUUCAUUACAUGUUGACUAUUCCAACGGCAGCACCAAACAUUUCUCUUGCUGUCGGUCCUUUUGAAAUACUGGUUGAUCCUUACAUGCAUGAGGUGACACAUUUUUGCUUACCUCAACUAUUGCCUCUCCUAAAACACACCACCUCCUUUCUGCAUGAAAUUUUUGAAUUUUAUGAAGAGAUUCUAACCUGCCGAUAUCCCUAUGCCUAUUACAAAACUGUAUUUGUUGAUGAAGCUUAUGUAGAAGUAGCUUCAUAUGCAUCUAUGAGUAUUUUAAGCACAAACCUUCUGCACAGUGCCAUGAUUAUAGAUCAGACGCCACUUACCAGACGAUGUUUAGCACAAGCUUUGGCUCAGCAAUUCUUUGGCUGUUUCAUUUCCAGAAUGUCAUGGUCAGAUGAAUGGGUGUUGAAAGGGAUCUCUGGAUACAUUUAUGGCCUUUGGAUGAAAAAGACAUUUGGUGUUAAUGAAUACAGACACUGGAUUAAAGAGGAACUGGACAAAAUAGUGGAAUAUGAAUUAAGAACUGGUGGAGUUCUGCUGCAUCCCAUAUUUACAGGGGUAAAAGAGAAAGAAACACCUGCUCCACACUUGCACUUUUCCAUUCGUCAUCCUCACACAUUGUCCUGGAAGUAUUACAAGAUGUUUCAAUGUAAAGCCCAUCUGGUGAUGCGACUCAUUGAAAACAGGAUCAGCAUGGAGUUCAUGCUUCAGGUCUUCAACAAACUUUUGAGUUUAGCCAGUACUGCUUCAUCACAAAAGUUUCAAUCGCACAUGUGGAGCCAGAUGCUACUUUCAACAACUGGAUUUUUAAAAUCAAUAUCUAAUGUGUCUGGAAAAGAUAUUCAACCUUUGAUAAAACAGUGGGUUGACCAAAGUGGUGUAGUGAAGUUCUUUGGCAGCUUUGCAUUUAAUAGGAAACGAAACAUCUUGGAGUUGGAACUGAAGCAAGAUUGUACUUCUUUGGGAACACAGAAGUAUGUGGGACCACUGAAGGUGACAGUCCAGGAGUUAGAUGGAUCAUUUAACCACACACUACAAAUUGAAGAAAACAGCCUCAAGCAUGAUAUUCCGUGCCAUUCCAAGAGCAGACGGAAUAAGAAAAAGAAGAUUCCACUAUUGAAUGGAGAAGAAGUGGAUAUGGAUCUUUCUGCUAUGGAUGCUGAUUCCCCUUUGCUGUGGAUAAGAAUAGAUCCAGACAUGUCUGUUUUGAGAAAAGUGGAAUUUGAGCAGGCUGAUUUCAUGUGGCAGUACCAGCUCCGCUUUGAGAGGGAUGUGGUUGCACAGGAGGAAUCAAUUCAUGCUUUAGAAAAAUUUCCUACUCCAGCAUCACGGCUAGCACUAACAGAUAUCCUGGAACAAGAGCAGUGCUUUUACAAAGUCAGAAUGCAUGCUUGCUUCCGGCUGGCAAAGAUUGCAAAUGCCAUGGUGAAUACUUGGACAGGUCCUCCAGCCAUGAAGUCACUCUUUACACGAAUGUUCUGCUGCAAGAGUUGUUCAAAUAUUGUUAAGACCAACAAUUUCAUGAAUUUUCAAAGUUAUUUUCUACAGAAGACAAUGCCUGUUGCUAUGGCUUUGCUGCGGGAUAUCCAUAACCAGUGUCCCAAGGAAGUAUUGGCCUUUAUUUUGGACCUCAUUAAAUACAACGACAACAGAAAGAAUAAGUUUUCAGACAACUAUUAUCGUGCUGAACUUAUAGACGCACUUGCCAACUCGGUGACACCUGCAAUUAGCAUCAAUAAUGAGGUUCGAACGUUGGACAAUCUCAAUCUUGAUGUUCGUCUAAUUCUGGAAGAGAUCACCAGAUUUCUAAACAUGGAGAAGCUGCUUCCAAGUUAUAGAAAUACAAUAACUGUCAGCUGCCUGAAAGCUAUUAGAGUGCUACAGAAAAAUGGACAUAUUCCUAGCGAUCCGUCACUCUUCAAAUCUUACGCAGAAUAUGGACACUUUGUUGACGUUCGCAUUGCAGCUUUGGAAGCAGUUGUGGAUUAUACGCAAGUGGACAGGAGUACUGAAGAAUUGCAAUGGUUGCUGGAUCUUGUUCAGAAUGAUGCUGUGCCUUACAUAAGGCAUAAGGUUUUGAGUAUGCUCAAUAAAAACCCACCUUUCACCAAGAAUACAGAUUCUCCACUGUGCAGUGAGGCCCUGGUGGACCAGCUCUGGAAACUAAUGAACUCAGGAACUUCCCAUGACUGGCGACUUCGCUGUGAUGCCGUGGAUGUGUACUAUACCUUGUUUGGCCUCAGCAGACCAUCUUGCCUUCCUUUACCAGAGCUCGGUCUUGUGCUCAACUUGAAGGAAAAGAAGACUGUUCUAAAUCCUAUUAUUAUACCUGAAACGGGAACAAGUGGACAAGAGACUGUAGGCAGUGCAAGCAUACAUGGAUUAAUGUCUGGCUUCCAGACAAAUGAAGAGGAGCAUCUUACCAAAGACUCUGCUUCCACUGGGUCUGGAGUUCCGCCGAUCAUAAAGAGAAAAGCUGAGACACCACUUGGUUCCCCAUUGGAACCCGGGCAGGUUCUGGAGAAGGAUGAAGAUAAUAAGGUUAAGCUUAAAAUCAAAUUUUCUAAUUCUCAAGAAGAUGAAGAGAUUGACAUAGACUCUGUUCAUGAUAGUCAGGCUUUCAUUUAUCACCAGUUAAACAUACUUGAAAGACCAUCCACUCCAGGAAAAGAAACAACAGCCAUAGAAAAUGCCAUGAUUUCCAAUUCAGCUGCUCCACUUCCUUCACUUGGCAAAGAAUCCAGUUCAUCGAGACAUGGGGAGCACCAUCACCACCACCAUCAUGAACACAAGAAAAAGAAGAAAAAGCAUAAACACAAACAUAAACACAAGCACAAACAUGAUGGGAAAGACAAGGAAAAGGACAUGUUUACUUUUACAAGCAGUCCAGCUAGUGGGCGGUCUUUAAACUCUCCAUCAAUUUCAGAUUAAAUUAUAUGGUGAACCAUCUAAGCAGUUAUCAAACAUUUAUAUCAAAUGUAUAUCAAACAUUUUCAAAAGUAAAGGACUGAAUGUGAAACAAGGAAGACUACUUCUGCCCCUUUCUUUUGUCAAACUUUUAGCUUUCUGAGGAAAUAACCAAAACUGCUGUCAACAAUGAUCAAAGUACAUGUCGAAUGGAAUCUAAGCCUCAUUCCACUUGUUUGAUGUGUUUAACUGGCUUAAACUAACAUCUGCUGGUUUGUACAACUGACAAUCAUUGCUGCUUUCAAACUGUUGAAAAUAAGCACCCUACCCCCGAUCCCACCCUACCCCAUCCUUCUAAUUAAUCUUUGUAACCAUAUUUUCCUAACGUGUCUACUAGUCUAGCGGGAUCCUGCUUUACAUUUCUCACUCUGAUUUUGUGCUUGUUCAAAUUUGUUGUUGGAAGUUGGGGGUGCAGUAGUUUUUCCAAGUAAAACCUUGUAUAUAACAAGCAUAACUAAAAAUGAUCAUGCUGUACAGAAAAGAGUUAGAGCCUGAAAAUCCUGAGAAUCUGUUGUACCAAAGCAACUGUUCCUUGGGUAAGGAUAUAGCUCAAUCCCAUAUAUAAUGGUGAAAAUCUUGAGCUUGUCCACAACCUCACUGAAUAUGUAAACUUGAUGUAGAAAGUGGGUAGGAAGGGAAAUAGGACAGAAUUGGAAAGUGGUGGGGUAAAACGAGCGGAAUCCAGGUGGACUAAGCUUGUAUUUUCUAAUCUCUUGCAAGCAAUGCAUCUCAGUUCCACAGUGGGGCCUAUUGAACGAAGCUGCCACUGCUCACUGGCGUAGAUGCACACUUAGUGAUCCAUCUUCCUCAAUGAUUUAGUUGCAAGUUGUUUUAAAAAAAUUUAAUGAGUUUACUGCCAACUUAUUUUGCCUUUUAGUAGUUGCAUAUAGUUAGAAAUCUCACUUGGGAUACUGUAUUAACUAAUGAUGGCAGCAAUUCUUUUAGUUGCACCAAAGAACUUAUGGUACAAGAUAUUUUAACAGACAAUGGUUGUAUUGCAUUUACUCUGGUUUGAUCAGAACUCAGGUGGGUCUGUGUAAUAAAGAUUGGUCUUUAGCUGUUAUAGUGUCUGUUACAAGUAAUUGUUUUCUUUUUUCUUAUUGGCAAAAUGUCUUUUCUGUCCCAUUGUUCAAGCACUUCUUAUUUUUCAUUAAGUUUGCACUUUUCUUAUUUACAAUUGUUUGUUUCCAAUAUUUGUUUGAGUCAUAUUGUACAAACCUCCAUUUAAAAUUUCUCUUCAAUCAUACUCCUCAAAAAUAUCCCCAAACACAGUACAGCAAAAACCAUAUUAGAGCAAAAAAAUUCUCUCUUGAUACAGCUGUAACAACAGUUUCUCACCUACCAAACUGUACGGUCUGUCUGCCCUUUUAAACAAUAGAAGCUCCAAUUCCAUGUUUUCCUGACUUUGUACAACAGAACCAAACAUGAUACAUUGCAGCAUUCCCUAUCAAGACUUUAACCCUUUAACUUUACUAUCAGGCUAUCCUAUAAUUCCCAAACACCUGAGAUUACAAACUCUAGUUUACACUGUUCAUUCAGCUCAUGUUCACUACAGCUGAAUAGGUCGUGGAAUUGGUGAGUUACAACAGUGAUGAUUUAAGUUUUUUAACUAACUAUUUACUGCAGAAAUAUAAGGAUACAAAUUACUUGACAACAGGCUCUAAACUAGACUAUACAUGGCCAACCAUGAAAGAUCUAAUAAAUUAAAAGUAUUUCUCACUUUUAUACAUCAGUGCUCAUUAACCUGCUAUUGUUUUAAAUAUAGCUAAUAAUACUUUUUCUCGGCUAUAUUAAAUAAUAAUUAUUGAAGGUCAAAUAAUUUCUACAUCAUAAUAUUUUGCAUGGCCCUGCUAAUUUGGGUAUAGAUUUGCUGAGUCGUGCAUCUAAAAUACGGUGAAUAAGGUUUCUUUUUGUAAAUUCAAUAAUGAGGGCAUUUUCCAUGUAUACCUGGUAAAGGUAAAAGCUGCGACUUUUUACAGGCUUCUGUUUAGCAAUACGUCUAACUUUGUAAUCUUUUUCUUGUACAGGGAGAUUUUGAAAGUGUUUAUAAACUAUGGAUUCAGUGUAUAAUUUUAAGAAAUUAGUGCAUUUAUUUAGUACAUUACAAAUUUUUUUGUGAUGGAUACUAACAUACAUGCAGUAAAUGUAAUUAAUCAAAUUAAUUUUUUUAAAGCUCAGCUAUGGUUUUCAUACUUGUCUACAGUGCUAAGACACAGUUUGUGAAUAUUACAUCAAUUUUACUUUGAAAAUGUAUGUACUUUCCAUUUAUAAUUCUGAUGUAACGCUAUGACAAAAAUCAGCAAAUAUUAUUUCUAAACUCGUUAUUUUUAAAAAGUAUAUAUUUGGUGCAGAGUUUUUUCAAUGUAUUUGUUUUAGUGUUGAGUUGGAAAUAAUAAUAGAAAACUAAUUUAAGAGUACAGGACAUCAAUGCAACAAGUAUUUCUAAUCUUAUUAAAGUUUGCAAACAAAAUAUUCUGUAAUAAUUUGUCCCCCCAAGAAUUAAAACCAUGUUACUUUUAUGCUGUAUUUGUAUACUCACCUCUUGAAAAUUAUUUGAUUUAGAAAAUAUUGUUUAAAAGAUCUUGUAAGCUUUACCAAGUUGUCUCCUCCAUAAAUUUGCCUUUGAGACUGAAAUGCUAAAUCUUCAAGUUUCAAAAUUCAGCGCCUAUUUAGUUACAAUAUAAGGAUGCAUUAGUCCAAAAUUACUACAUUCUGGGCUGGUACCAGAUCUUAGAAAGGCAGCAAAAGUUGGACAUCUUUUGAAAACAGUAGUACAAGACAAAAAAGAAGGCUGAAGAUUUAGCAUGGCUUCUUCCAUCGUGAUAAACAAGAUGCUUAAAAGUCACAAAUGCAUACUUUAGAUUAUUCUGAUUAAAAUGGUUUUAGUUUUAUCAGCCAAGUGUUCAGAGAGUAGGUCAGUCCAAACGUGAUGUGAAUUUCUUCAAUUGUGUGUUUGGCAGUUUUUUAAAAUAAAAAGAUAUGGUUAUUUA
Molecule: messenger RNA, 7057 nt
Organism: Rhincodon typus (whale shark)
Lineage: Eukaryota; Metazoa; Chordata; Chondrichthyes; Orectolobiformes; Rhincodontidae
Gene: taf2
Product: TAF2 RNA polymerase II, TATA box binding protein (TBP)-associated factor
Exons: 26
Coding region: 429-4031 (1200 amino acids)
Biological process (GO): transcription initiation at RNA polymerase II promoter
Cellular component (GO): transcription factor TFIID complex
Molecular function (GO): chromatin binding; transcription cis-regulatory region binding; RNA polymerase II general transcription initiation factor activity
Source: RefSeq, a predicted model, not a curated record